Gymnodraco acuticeps is the source of this 2858-nucleotide messenger RNA. RefSeq lists its product as uncharacterized. NCBI's taxonomy places the organism in Eukaryota, Metazoa, Chordata, Actinopteri, Perciformes, Bathydraconidae. Bases 274 to 1644 code for a protein of 456 amino acids. The transcript has 3 exons. The record is from RefSeq and is a predicted model, not a curated record.
AAAACAUCCAGAAAAUCCCAGAUGACCAAUGAAACUCUGGGGUCACUCAUGAGGGUCAGCCACAUCACCACCACAGUGGCAGAGUUUGACCCAGAGCCAGCCAUCCAGAAAUGGAAAACAUCUGCUAAGACCAAGAGUGGUAAACAGUGCUCAAUGGGCGCCAUGGAGAUCUGAGGUAAACAAGACUGCAGCUCAAGAAAACUGAGGUGAUCUUUCUGUUUUUGUGUUGGGCACUGCACAACACAACCUACCCCAGGAUCCAGCUCUCCUAAGAUGCUGCCCUCACCAACUGGUCCCUGCCAGACUAGCAGUCGCAGCCUGGUCUUUGGUCUAGGCCCCAGCAUCACCAGUGAGGAUGGCAUCAUCACCGGCGCCAAACUGCCAACUGGUCGUCAGAUCUUACGCUGCAUGCUUGCCAAGAAACCUGGUGCAAACGGAGCGUUGUCGCAGUUCGAGGCAACCAAGGGUGUCCUGGAGCAGGUGCGGCUAUUUUACAAGAAAGCCAACAUCCCAAUGAUGAGCGACAAGCGGGCCUGCCACAAGAUGGUAGACUUAGUCAAUGCUAACAACAAGCUGCUGAAAAUCUCCCAGGCCAAGCGCUCCAGUGAGACUACAGCGAAACAAUUGGAGAAAAUGGAGUGCAGACUUGAUGCCACAUUUCCGCUGUGGCCUCCAAAUGUUGAAAAGCUGAUUGAUAACCCAGAAGACCUAGCUUUCUUGGCCAGCAUGAAGACCGACAGAGUGGCCACAUUUGGUGUAUUGGACAAAAAGCUGCAGCUCAAGGUGAAGCGGCGAGAGGAGCGUCAAGCUGCUGCAGCAGCCAGGCAGUCCCGCUGUGAAAAGGAGCUGGAGGAGAUGACGGCAAUGUCCAGCUUGGUGUCGGAGAGUGAUGAGGAGCCAGAGGAGGAUACUAACACAGUCUGUCCAACAUCUGAGGGCGAACCAUCCCACAAGCGUAAGAAGACUGGAACAAACGUCUUCAUUCCACAUGACAUCCUUAGCCGACCAAGUGUUGUGUCACUGGCUACAAGGUUGAAGAUGUCACCAACGCAACAGGCUGCCUUCACGCGUGGCCUGGUUGCAGAGUUAGGCGGUGACUGUACACAUCUCUCUGCAUCUUACGCAACAGCUGACCGAGCAAGACGCCAAGUGCUGGAGACAAUCAGUGAGGAACGGCACAAACAGUGGACACCACCUCCAUUGUGCACCCUACACUGGGACAUCAAGUUAACACCGAUGCUCACCAAUGUGCGCCAGUUGGAGGAGCUUCUUACAGUGGUGGUUGGAGAUGCAGAGCGGCUGAAACUGCUUGGUGUCCCGGCGUAUAAGAAGCAGACCAAUGAGGCAUGUGGAGUGAUCAUUGCCCGGUUGACAUGCAAGUUGCUGCAGGACUGGUGCUGCGCUGACCAGGUUGUCAACAUGGCAUUUGACACCACUGCGCCAAACACCGGCCAUCUCACAGCAGCCUGCAUUGCCAUAUUGCUCUCACUGGGCCGACCACUGCUUUGGUCUGGGUGCCGGCACCACAUUGGUGAGGUCCUCCUGAACCAGGUUUUUACAGACCUGAAGGUGGAGACAUCACGCUCGCCAGAGGUUACCUUGUUCACACGUCUGAGAGAGAAAUGGAACCUGUUACCACAAUAAUCCAGCAGCCAAUGGUCCCGUUACAUUCCUGGCAACACCGAGCAACCACUCCUGGGCAAGUUACGUGCUGAACUUGUCAGGUGCGCAAAAGAAGUGACUGACCACAAGCGAGGUGACUACCGUGAGUUUGUGCAGCUGUGUCUUGUGUUUCUGGAUGAAGGUGGUGAAGAGCAGACUGCAGUGACCUUCCAACGACCGGGAGCGCUCCACAAGGCACGAUGGAUGGCCAAGCUGCUCUAUACUCUCAAGCUGGCUUUGAUGAAGCAGCACAUCGCGUUGCUUCCCCAGGGCACAAUUACCACACGGCAGCAGGUGCCGAAGAUUCGGGCAUUUGCCAUUUUCAUUACACACAUCUAUGCAAAGUGGUGGUUGACCUGCGAUAAAUCUGUAGAUGCUGCCUGGAAUGACCUGACACUCUACCACCACCUGCAGGCAUACAAGGCUGUAGAUGAAGGCAUUGCAGCAUCAGCGAUCAAGGCACUGGAGAGGCAUCGCUGGUACCUGACAGGUGAGAUGCUACCCCUGGCUCUCUUCAGCAGCAAGGUGCCCAAUGAGGACAAGCGUGCACUUGCCAGUGCGAUCUUGGAGCACAAGCCCGCUGAUCUCCCCAUGCACAUCCCUGAGCAGCGCUUUGGCACUGGCUUUGGCAAGCCAAAGUUCCCCACCCUCUUGCCAACCACCAGCUUGGCUGAUCUCGCCAAUAGGAUUGCUGGUUUGGGAUGCACCAGCUGCACAUUGAUCCAGAAUUGAUGUCUCUCGAUGUGAAGGAAUGGGCGACCAAUGCUGCGUUAAAAAAAAGUGAGGUCAAUGUAUGUGCAAUGAACGUGGUCAAUGACUGUGCCGAGCGUGGCGUCAAGCUCACGUCCGACUUCGUCGCAGUGGCCAGGAAGGAGCAGCACCUGCAGAAUGUGCUGCAGGCAGUUGAACAUGACCGCAGCCAACAGCCAAACCUUCGCCGCUGCAAGCUAAUCGCAAGCUUGCGAUAGGACGGUUACUCUUGGGUGGCGGGUGGGGAGACAUAUCUGGAGGGAGACGCACGGGCUAGGUUCAGAGUUCAGGUUCCAUUUCCUCUCUCUUUCUCCCUGGUGAUGUUGCUCAGUGGAGCGGAGUCUGGCACAGACUGAGCAAUUAAGUUUGAAGUUUAGUUAGGGUUUGUUCUUUUAAGUGUGUCAGUAUCGCCCCUUGUGUUUAACAAUAAAGUCAAUUAAACUUUA